AUGGAAAGAAAGGAAACUGAAGCUAGAACAUCAGUCGUACGUAAUCAUUUCUUAGGAUAUUUACUUGGAGUGUUUUUGAGAUAUUCAUCAUACUGUGCAAUAUUGAAUCUACAGUCGAGUAUUAAUAUAGAAGAUGGAUUAGAAUUUUACACACUGAUACCAGCAGCAAUUCUGGUUGGAGCUGGCGAAGCAACGAUAUGGUCAUCAAUGACGUUGAUCAAUUUUUAUUUUGCCACAAAAUAUGCGACUCUGAAAAAACACAAAUAUAAAGAAAACGAAUAUUUCGUCAAUCUUUACUCGGGAUAUUUUUUCACAUGUAUUCAGUUUUGCCAGAUAUUUGGCAACCUCGUCGUCUAUGCGGUACUGUAUGCAUUUGUUGAUUCUGAAUCAAACAACACACAAAACACUGGAAACAAUUUCACAACUACUCAGUCAUAUUCGGAAUCUGACAAUUUGAUGUUUUGUGGAUCUAAUGAUUGCCAAGAUAGCACGGCAGUCGAUGAGUCUUUGAAUCAAUACGUUCCAACAAAAAACGUUUCUUUAACUAUACUCAUAACCAUUUUAACAUUUAUGUGCUUCACAUCUUUAAUUUGCCACUGGUAUUUCAUAUCUGAAGAUGUUACUGUUGUAGUUAUAAGCAAAGUUACAGAUAAAGAUAUAUCCAAAACUAGUGAAAAACAUGUAAAUUUGGCCUUCGAAGUACAUCCGGACGAAAUACACCAAGACACAAGUGAACGAAAGAAAGAUGAUGUGAAUAUUGGUGAUAAUAAAACAUGUCCCAGUGUCACAAAAUCGAACUCAAACUCUUGUUUCAAAGAUAUAAACAAGGAAGAAAUAUUCCCAGAGGUCUUCUGUGAUAAGAUCCAAUCAUUGGAAAAUCCUAAUCCGGCACGCUAUGAAACUGAAGAAACAUUUGGAGGUGCCUAUUUGAGGUCUUUAAAGGAUUUGGGAAAACACACGGUAGGAAUACAUAUGGCAACUUAUGGGUUUUCUGAUGCCGUUUUAUCUUACGUUGUUGGGAAAGUCGGAAGAAAAAUUGGUCGAAUUUCACUUUUUGUAUUUUCAAUGGUUGUUGACUUUGGGAGUUAUGCAUACUGUCUAUGGUGGGACCCAAAUCUCGAAUCAGCAUGGUCAAUCUUCAUAAUAUAUUUUGCUCUCGGAGCAACGGAUGGAAUAUGGCAAACAUUGACAAAUGUACUGUACCUGGAAUAUUUUGAAGAAGGUCACGAUGUUGCAAUCACAAGCUGGGUUUUAUGGUCAUUUUUAGGCUAUUCUCUACAAUUUGGGUGGAGUACGAAGCUCUGUGUAUACGUUAAAAUUUAUAUCCAGGUCGGAAUGCUAAUUUUAGGAAUGAUUUGCUACGGUGUAGCUGAAUAUUUACAUCAAAAUGAGAAAUUGACUGAGGUUGCUGAAGAAGAAACUCGAUUGUGA
This is a messenger RNA of Styela clava, 1431 nucleotides long. NCBI's taxonomy places the organism in Eukaryota, Metazoa, Chordata, Ascidiacea, Stolidobranchia, Styelidae. The record is from RefSeq and is a predicted model, not a curated record.